CUUAGAAGGAAUUUUUCUUCCGAUCCAUUCACGCACUGCCUGCCAUUGCAUUGUCUUCAUGGCUCCAAUCACCAAAACCACUUCAGUAAUUCAACUUCAUGCAAAGACCCAUUUUCCAAUCAAGUUGGUCUUUACCAAUUUUACGAUAUGGCAACCGCAAGUUUGAUCAACUCUCAUUGGCUUAGAUCUCCUUGGUUUUGUUGAUGGUUCCAUGGCUGCUCCGCCCAUGGACGUUGACGGUGCUUCAAACCCGUGCAAUUCCAUUUGGUACCGACAAGAUCAAUCCAUUGUCGGUGCACUUCUUGGUAGUUGUGAUGAUGUGGUUCAACCUAUCAUCUCCAAUGCCGCCACGGCUCAUGAUGCCUGGAAGAGUCUUCACUCUGCCUUUGCUAGCACUAGCCGUGGUCGUGUGCUCUCGCUCAAAUCUCAGCUUAGCAAGAAUCCACGAGGGGAUCGCUCCAUUGCUGACUAUCUGUUUGACAUGCAGACCAUUGCAAAUGAAUUAGCACUCAUUCAAAAUCCGAUCUCUGAAGAAGAUUUGGUGGUUCAUGUUCUAAAUCAAGUUGGUGAGGACUAUGAUGCUAUUUCCUCUACUGCUCUACUUCGCCCCACCUCCAUUCCGUUCACAGAACUUGGAGAUAUUCUGAAAGAUCAUGAGCGAAAACUAAAGGCCACUGAUGACGCUAAAUCUGUCAUUGUUUCCACAGCAAAUUACACUCAGCAGCAGCGUGGUCCUGGUAAGCUUCCGGGGGCAUCUCGUGACCCUGUCUCCAACGUCAGCUCAAACGCUCGGCGGGGAUGCCAAAUUGGUAGCGGUGGUGCUCGUCCUUCUCGAUCGCAUGUUGGGUCUUGCCAAUUCUGUGAUAUUCAGGGGUAUGAUGUGAAGGACUGUCGUAAACUUGGACGCUUCUUGCGUAACCAUGGAUCUGAAAACGGGGGCGAAGCUUCUCACCGGGGAUAACCUACACGGAGUUUACUAUGCACGAAACCCAAAUCAUACGCCACAAGUGAAUUUUCACGAUGGGGGUUCCAUUUCUGAUUUCCAUCAUAGUCUUGGUCAUCCUUCCAAUAAAGUUUUACAUGUUAU
Messenger RNA from Cuscuta campestris, 1087 nucleotides. The record is from the annotation of a GenBank genome assembly. NCBI's taxonomy places the organism in Eukaryota, Viridiplantae, Streptophyta, Magnoliopsida, Solanales, Convolvulaceae.